Molecule: messenger RNA, 3060 nt
Organism: Colias croceus (clouded yellow)
Lineage: Eukaryota; Metazoa; Arthropoda; Insecta; Lepidoptera; Pieridae
Exons: 2
Coding region: 57-2636 (859 amino acids)
Source: RefSeq, a predicted model, not a curated record
UGAUUCAUACAAUUGAAGUUAUAAGUUUUAACAACAAAAUUAUUUACAAAGUAAUUAUGUCGUCGGUUGAACAAUUAUUAGAACAACUGGAGGAUUGUGCUACUUUGAUUAAAAAGGCUUUAAUAAAUCACAAAAAAGCCCCAAAAGCUAGAUUAACAAAGGGAUAUUUGAAAGUGAGAUCUCAAGUUGUAGAUGAUUAUUGGUCAACGUUUAAGGAUCUUCAUGGAUCUCUUCUAAAGUUAGUACCGCAACAGGAAAGGAAAACAUUACCAUACUUCGUAAAUGAAGAAUAUGACUUGUGCGAAGAACAAUACAUUUUGUUGAAGACAGAAUUAACGGAUUUGUUGGAAUCGAGUUCAAGUACUUCGACGGCCGUAGCGGAUUGUAAAGGAGAAGUGCAGUGGGUUGCGUCGGAAGCUAAAUUACCUAGAAUGGAUUUACCAACAUUUUCGGGUUGUUAUGAAAAUUGGCAAGUUUUUGAAGACUGUUUUAUAACAUUAAUACAUAAUAAUACCCAUCUAAAUAAUUUUCAAAAACUACAUUAUUUAAAAUUGUGUCUUACAGGCGAAGCUAGUGCUACAUUGAAGCAUUAUCAAACUACUGAUAACAAUUAUAUUCCAGCUUGGGAUACGCUCAAAAAACGUUAUAGUCAUAAACGACUGAUAUUAAAUUCAUAUUUAAAAAAGUUAUUUAUGCAAAAAAAGGUUCAAAUUCAGUCUUCAAGUCAGCUAAAAUCAUUUAUCGAUGUAACUAAAGAAUGUAUUAUUGGUUUAAAAAACAUAGGGAUUUGCACGGAGUCUUGGGAUCCAAUUUUGUUAUUUAUUUCGUCUCAAAAAUUAGACCACGAAACGCAUAAAGAAUGGGAAGAUUACGUUAGUUCAACUCUCAAUUUAACAUCUGAUGUAUUUCCCACUUUCAAUAAUUUGGUUACGUUCUUAGAAGGAAGAAUUCAUGCUUUAGAGUUAACAACGACAGGCAAUAGAACUUUAAAAGAACGCUCAUAUCAUGUCGCGAAUAUUAAUGAUAAAAUUUGUAUUUUUUGCAACAAAGAUAAUCAUAUUCUUAGUCAUUGUAAGGAAUACGGGAAACUACAACCGAAAGAACGCAGCGCCUUCGCAAAAUUAAAAGGUUUAUGUUAUAAUUGUUUAGUACCGGGCCAUACACUUAUAUAUUGUAAUCACAAGGCAUCGUGCAGAAUAUGUGGUAAACGACAUCAUUCCCUCCUUCAUGAACCUGGAAAGAAAAGCUUUACUCAAGAAGAAAAUCAAAACUCGACACAAUUAUCUUUGCAUACUAAUGUAGAAGAACAACAUGAAGAAGAUGAUAUUUUAGAAGAGGUCAAUAUUAGCGAUGCUACAAUAACUUCACACAUGGCUACACAACCAUCUACGGCGUUACUCGCAACUGCUAUUUUACCUGUCAAGGGGACGUCAGGACAAGUAUAUUAUUUACGUGCUCUGAUCGAUCAAGGCUCUCAGGCGACGUUUAUAAGUGAAAGAGCAGCUCAACACAUAAAGGCAAAAAGGUUGCCUGUCAAUGGAACAAUAUCAGGUGUUGGGUCCACAUUAACAAGAACAAAUCAUAUGAUUCAACUUGAACUUGGUUCAAGGUAUGAUGAUCAGCUUAAUCUGAAGGUUAAUGCGUAUGUUAUAUCUACCAGACUUACAACACAACUUCCAAAUAAGUUAAUACCAAUUGGUGAUUGGCCGCACAUUCAGGGCUUAAAUUUAGCAGAUCCAAGUUUCAAUAAGCCCGGGAAGAUAGAUUUAUUAUUGGGAGUCGAAGUUUACGCACAAAUUAUGCUAGGAGAAUUAAUUAAGGGUCCACCAAACACUCCUUGCGCUCAGAAUACAAUGUUAGGUUGGAUUAUAUUUGGAAAAACAAACACACAAUACGAAAACAAUAACGUUAUUUCUCUUCAUUGUCUAGAUGUCAAGAUAGAUGAAAUGAUGAAACUAUUGUGGGAACUAGAACCAACAACUAAACGUGAAUUAACACCUGAAGAACGACGCUGUGAAGAAAUUUAUUCAUCAACACAUUCGAGAACUAAAGAUGGAAGAUAUAUAGUGAAGUUGCCUUUGAAAAGAGACCCACCUAUGAUAAGUCAAGGGAGAACAAGAGAAAUAGCUUUAAAGAGACUAGAAUAUUUAGAGAAGCGCUUUGAAAAGAAUAAAGAGUUGAAGGAUGAUUAUGCUAAGGUGAUUCAAGAAUACCUCGAAUUGAAUCAUUUAGAAGAAGUUUCCGAGGACGAAAAAGAUAAUGCAGCUGUCUAUCUUCCACACCAUGCGGUCGUGAGAACAGACAAAGAUACUACUAAAACAAGAGUAGUUUUCGACGCGUCAUGUAAAGGUUUGAAUAAUGUGUCCCUUAACGACGACUUGAUGGUGGGACCGACAUUGCAAGAAGAUUUAAGGUACCUAAUUAUGCGUUGGAGAUUAAAACCAAUUUGUUUUGUUGCCGACAUAGAGAAAAUGUACAGAGCAGUUAUUGUUGAGCGUGGCCAUCAAGAUAAUCAAAGAAUACUGUGGCGCAAUAAUCCAAGUGAUGAGGUUCGAGACUAUAGACUGCUGCGAGUAACCUUUGGCACCGCAUCCGCACCAUUCUUGGCCAUUCGAACUUUGCAUCAGAUGAUUUGAUUUCUGGACGAGACACGGUGGACGAAGCUGUAGAUUCUGCAAACAAAAUAACACAAAUAUUAAAUAAUGGUGGCUUUUUGAUCAAGAAGUGGUCAUCAAACAGUGAAUCGUUUUUACAACAAUUGAAACCACUUCAAAUUAAUUCUGAAACAAAUAUAGAUAUAAAAACUGAAGGAAUAAUUAAAACCUUGGGACUUACCUGGAAUCGGAUCCACGAUGAAUUAAGAUAUCAAUUAAAAUUUAAAACUACACCUGAAAAACUAACUAAAAGGAUAAUAUUAGCCGAAGCACAAAAACUAUUCGAUCCUCUUGGCUUUUUGGCUCCGACAAUAAUUCCUGCAAAAAUAAUUAUCCAAAAACUCUGGGUUCAAGGCGUUGCUUGGGACGAAGAGACAUCACCUGAAAUAAAAAAGGAAUGGUUAAU